Planococcus citri (citrus mealybug) is the source of this 2909-nucleotide messenger RNA. It is a transcript of the gene p115, whose product is annotated as General vesicular transport factor p115. Gene Ontology annotation, molecular function: protein binding. The transcript is spliced from 16 exons. Lineage: Eukaryota; Metazoa; Arthropoda; Insecta; Hemiptera; Pseudococcidae. Gene Ontology annotation, biological process: vesicle fusion with Golgi apparatus; endoplasmic reticulum to Golgi vesicle-mediated transport; intracellular protein transport. Bases 146 to 2626 code for a protein of 826 amino acids. The record is from RefSeq and is a predicted model, not a curated record. Gene Ontology annotation, cellular component: ER to Golgi transport vesicle membrane; Golgi membrane; Golgi stack.
GUUUACGUUAACGUCAUCGUGAUAACGUAGCUUGUAAUCGUAAUAAUUCGUAAUCGAAAUUAAUAAUCAUUCAUAAUGAAUUUGAAACCCCUCGCAAAGGAAUAAGAAUUCCUCAAGUCACCUCUGGUAGUCCGAAACUACACCGAUGGAAUACUUCAAAAGCAGCUUCAAAUCAGUCCUAGGAGCCCAACCGGCCGAAGAACAAAUAUCAUACGCCGAUACCGUUGAAAGAUUAGUCGAUCGUUUGCAUACAUCUUCGUUACUGGAAGACAGACGCGAUGCUUGCCGAGCACUCAAAGCUCUAUCUCGUAAAUAUCGAGUCGAAGUCGGUGCUCAAGGUAUGAACGCUUUGUGCGAAGUAUUACAACGAGAUUCGAACGAUAGCGAGAUACUAAGUUACGCUUUAGAAACACUAUUCAACAUCACAUCGCCUCAACCUCUCGAAGAAGAAGAACGACCUGCAGGAGACGAAAAACGAUGGGAAACUGUAGGCGAACAGUUCACCGAGAUAUUCAUCAAGUUCCCCGAUAAUGUAACCGUAGUUUUGGGGUUCUUGGACGAGUACAGCUUUAAAGUACGAUGGCCGGCUGUAAGAUUACUAUCGAAUUUAGUCAUUAAUAAAACGAAGGAAAUUCAAGAAAUAGUUCUCAUUAGUCCGAUGGGUGUAUCCAAACUGAUGGAUUUACUCUGCGAUAAUCGUGAAGUGAUCAGAAACGACGCUCUUCUAUUACUGAUCCAGCUAACCAAAGGCAAUUCAAAUAUCCAGAAAAUAGUCGCUUUUGAAAACGCCUUCGAUAGAUUAUUCGAAGUAAUGCACGAAGAAGGAUACGCUGACGGUGGCAUCGUCGUCGAAGACUGUUUACUCUUUAUGCUGAAUUUAUUACGUAAUAACGCUUCGAAUCAGAAUUUCUUCAAAGAAGGUAGUUAUAUUCAAAGACUAGCUCCGAUGUUCGAAUUACCAGACGAGAAUAACAGCGUGAAUGUCUGGUCGCCGCAGAAAGUCUCCAAUAUUUAUUGUGUUCUACAAGUGAUUCGUUCGUUAGUCGCUCCAACCAAUCCUACGCAAGUAACAUCGUCGUGUCAAAAAACCAUGAACACCAGCGGCAUCCUUCAAGCUUUAUGUAACAUCCUGAUGGCCAACGGUGUACCGGUCAACAUCCUUACCGAAUCAAUCAACGCCACAGCUGAUAUAAUCAGAGGAAACUACAGCAACCAAGAGUACUUUGCUGCUUUACAAGCACCUUGUGCGAAUCCCAGAGAAGCUCUGGUGCUGUUACUCAUGUCAAUGGUGAACGAAAAACAACCGGUGACGUUACGCUGCGCAGUCCUAUACUGUUUCCAAUGCUUCCUAUUUAAAAACGAACUCGGCCAGUCCAGACUGAUCCAGACACUUUUACCAUCCACCGUAGAACAGGAUAACAUAUCUACCGGACAACUUCUCUGUGCCGGAUUAUUUGGCGCCGAUCCGAUGAGUAAUUGGUUCGCUGCAGUAGCUCUUUCACAUUCCUUGGUCGAUAACCCUGUUCAGCGUGAGCUCAUGUUGAAAGUUAUGCUGACACCUUCGCCUCAGAGUCCGCCUGCUUCGCUACUUAAUUUAAUCACCGAUUUAUUACAAUCUAAUGCUAAAAUCCAGAGUAAACUAGGAUUGUUAAUAUUACUAUCGACGUGGCUAUCGCAUUGCCCCAUGGCGGUCAACAGUUUCCUCGAAAUAUCCACCGGAAUACCUUAUUUAACGAACCAGGCUGCAGCUAUGGAACACGACGAAAACGACGAACUUGUCCAAGGACUAUGUGCAUUCCUAAUGGGUAUUUGCUUAGUAUUCAACGACGGCAAAUCGACCGUAUUUUCCAAAGAAAGUUUAUAUCAACUGAUCGUCAAACGAGUCGGUAUAGAGACGUUUAUCGAUAAACUGAACCAAGUAUCACGUCACGAGAUGUACAGCAAAGCGAGUAAACAUCCGCAGCUGCAUUGCAAGUCGUCGAAAGAUCUUUUACUGGAUUACGAAUUUUGCAAGCUGUUUAAAAUCCUCGAAAGUAUGAUAUUGAAAGCAGUCACAUCCAAGAAAGAAAACACCCUAAACGGAGGUCUAGACGAUCCGGAGGAUCAGAACAUUCAACAAUACAAAGAUAUGAUUCGAGAACAGGACAAAAAAUGCACCGAACUAACCGAAGAAAACGAUAAGCUCAGAGAGCAACUACGAAAUUACACCAUUGAUUUGGAAGAAUUGAGGAAAUACAUGUACGAUAUGCAACAGCAAAAUGCUCAACUAAAAUUACAAGAAGCCGCUUUGAAGAACCAGUUGAGUUUCAUGAAAAAUACCCCACCGCCCGAAACCGCCGAAAAUUCCCAAAAAACCGCAGCUGCCGAAGAGAAACUGAAAUCGGCCGAAUCUGAAAUCGCCCAAUUACACGGUAUCGUAUCUCAAUUGAAAAAGGAUCAAGAAGACUUGUUGAUCUUAUUGAGUGAUCAAGAAACGAGAAUCGAAACGUACAAGAGUCAAUUAAAACAACUCGGUCAAAAGGUCGACGAUGACGACGAAGACGAAACGACUGCCGCAGCUUCCGAGUCUCAAACCAUCAAUAACCAAGUAGUCCUUCCAGACGUUGAAAAUUUACGAGUUUCGUGAGACGAAAUAAGAAUAAAGCUCUGAGCUUGCAAAUUAUUACCUAUACUACCUAAAUUGGAGCGAGUUUUGAUGAAUCGACUCAACUUAUCGUUUGUCUACAUACAUUUUGUUGUAUUCGUAUAGUCAUCAGAACUAGAGUACUGGUACCCUUUAAAAAAAUGACGCAACUAUGCUUUGGCCCGAUUUGCGAUAGAUGUUUAUAAACGAAUGAUGUUAUAUUGUUUGUUGUAUGUAUAUUAUUAUGUUUUUAUUAGCCGUUUCAUAAAUAAAUUAUUUCAUCGUU